AUGUCUGAAGCGAAUUUGUGCAAAAAAUUGGUGAGAUUUGAGACGGAGAACGGGCGGAACAUCGAAUUAGAGGCGGUUUAUGAGGACUCCCUUUCUUCUGGCUCGCCACUGGGUACUGUAGUCGGAUUCCAUGGAUCACCCGGAUCUCACAAUGAUUUUAAAUAUAUUAGAAAUCGAUUGGAUGAGUUGAAUAUUCGAUUUAUUGGAGUCAAUUAUCCAGGAUUCACUUUUACCGAUGGUUAUUCCUCGCAACAACACACCAACAUCGAGCGUCAAAACUAUUCAAACGCUCUACUCGACAAACUCGGAAUCCCGGGAAAAAUCGCGUAUAUCGGGCACAGUCGUGGAUGUGAAAAUGCGCUGGAGACAGCCGUCGGACGGUCUGGACACGGAUUGGUUAUGAUAAAUCCGAUUGGGUUGAGAAUUCAUAGAGGAAUCAAUCCAAUAUCUAGAAUGGAAGCAAUCAGUUGGAUGUAUGAAAUGUUACCGACUUUUGCUGGCAAUGCAAUGAUGCUUGGGCUUUACAAAAUGGUCGGGUUCAAAAUUCAAACUGGCGAGGAGGCGAUCAAUUCAAUGCGUUCCAUGUGCAGGGUCUCUUUGGGUGGACAGUUGGAAUUCAUUGAGAAAACCAAUGAAAUGGAUAUCAAAAAGCUCAUUGUUUUUGCUGGAAAGGACCACUUGAACUUUGAAAACAAGAAGAUCCCCGAAGAAGAUCAGCUGAAAAUCAUGGACGCAUUUUCUAGAAAAGGAGCAUCGGUGUACGUGGCAAAUGAUACACACUUCCAGAAUAAAUCGCAGGCGGUGCUGGUGGCUGAUGCGUGUAGAGCAAUGUUCGAAAAUGGGAAGACAACGAAGAAUAAAUUGUGA
Molecule: messenger RNA, 867 nt
Organism: Caenorhabditis briggsae
Lineage: Eukaryota; Metazoa; Nematoda; Chromadorea; Rhabditida; Rhabditidae
Exons: 6
Coding region: 1-867 (288 amino acids)
Source: RefSeq, a predicted model, not a curated record